Molecule: messenger RNA, 754 nt
Organism: Haliotis rufescens (red abalone)
Lineage: Eukaryota; Metazoa; Mollusca; Gastropoda; Lepetellida; Haliotidae
Product: sodium-dependent dopamine transporter-like
Exons: 6
Coding region: 1-726 (241 amino acids)
Biological process (GO): sodium ion transmembrane transport
Cellular component (GO): membrane
Source: RefSeq, a predicted model, not a curated record
AUGGGCUAUAGAUCGCCAGUAACCAAGCUGCGCCACCAUACUAGGGACCAUUGGGACUUAAAAUACUUCUGCUUCCUGCACGGUUCCCCAGGCGGAUUGAUACCAUUCCUACAGCUGUUGGGGAUUGCACGCAAUAUGCCGAGUUUGGAGAUACUGUUGGAGACACUUUCUGACCAGUUCCCUAAACUGACCAGACACCGGUGGCUGCUUCUCCUUCUCGUCUUUAUUCCCUCUUUCCUUCUGACUCUCCCGUACACUACACAGGGUGGUAUCUACCUGUUGACCCUCGUAGACUGGUACUCCGCUGUCCCUCCCGUGAUGUUGUUUGGGGUGGUGGAGUGUCUGGUACUGGCCUGGGUGGUUGGUGUGAUCAGACUUGACAUGUGCACAGUGGAGAUGUAUGGUAAAACUAUUCCCAGAUGGUUGACGUUCCUCAUAAAGUACAUCACUCCUGGCCUGCUGAUGACUAUACUAGUAUACGCCUUCUACGUGUACCGUCCUCCAAAAUAUGGUGACUACAUCUAUCCUGAAUGGGCAACUGUGAUUGGCUGGCUUAUAUCUGUAGCCAUAGUUCUACCGACUCCAGGUUGGAUGGUCUACUCUGUUUGGAAGUCAGAUGGGACAUCAGUCAAGCAGAGAUUGGCCAGAGCAUUCAUUCCACAAGACAACAAAGAUGAUCUAGCAAUGGACGACAGAGAGCAAGAAACCCUGACUCAGGCAUUAUAGACAAUAUUAACUGUACUAAAAGAGUGCC